This is a messenger RNA of Peromyscus californicus insignis, 2704 nucleotides long. RefSeq names its product C-type lectin domain family 4 member A-like. The record is from RefSeq and is a predicted model, not a curated record. Lineage: Eukaryota; Metazoa; Chordata; Mammalia; Rodentia; Cricetidae. Bases 1694 to 2413 code for a protein of 239 amino acids. The transcript has 7 exons.
GUCCAGUAAAUAUACUUCAAUUUAGAGAAUAUUCAAGUGAACCAGUGCUUAAAAAAUUGCAUGGGAAAUGCUGUGCAGGUGAGAAGUAAGGAGUAAGCACAGGGGGGCUAAGAAAAGCUUGGAGCAGAUGACACCUAGACCUGUGUGUGCCAGCAAUGUUCUAGACAUGUGGUUGCAUGGAAAAUAUAGGCAAAUACAAGUACACAUUACUGUCAUGUAUAGUGCUACAUGGAGAACUAAGUAUGAAACUGUAGGGGCAGACAAAACUGGAUUCAGAUCACAAAACAGUGCAUACCAUAUCAGACGGUAUGUGAUAUUUAGUAGUUUAUUUAGUAGCUGUUGAUGAAUUAUUAGCCAACUUAAAUUUAGUAGGUUAAUUUGAACUAUUUAUUUAAUAUUACUUGGUGGCUUCACUGAGCCUGGUCUCUCUUGGGAGAUUCCCAUGGUCCUAGGUGAACUUACUCAUUCUCAUGGAGUCAUGCAUCAGUUCAACUCAGCUUCCCAUGGCAACUUCAGAGUUCCAGGACAGAUGGUGGCAGUAAGCCAAGCCCACCAUGGAGCACACACACAUUUGCCUUUGUGUAUUUUAGUGGCCAAAGAACUCUUAAAGGCAGCUCAGAUGAGGUGAUGUAGAAAAAGACCAGUUGUCUUGUAGGGAACUGCAAAGGCAUAGUCCAAAUGGAUAUUCAUAUAGGGAAGGUUGAGAAGUGUGUCCAGUUUUUCAAUGUGCCACGGUCAUGGAGAUCUCCUGAAGAAUCUGAAGCAGGACAUGAUAAAAUUAAAACGGACUUAGAGAAGUGUGCUCUUACAGCGGUGUGGAAACGAAGGGAAGUGGAAAGUAGGACACUAAUUCAGACUCCGUUGGAGCAGCACUAGGGCUUUGAUCCAAGGAUCAUGCUAGUGAUGUACAUAAAAGAAGGGAGCUUUAAGUGAAAGGGGGCAAAAUUUUGAUGAAUAUUAACAGCUGGGAAAUAGAGGACACAGAGUGAGGUGUUGGGGCCAGAUGAGAGGAACAGCGAGCAGCUUUGGAACCCAUGGAAAACUGCGUACUGGUCAGUGUAAACAAGAAAGGUGAGCCUUGGAGAGGCAGAGCCCCAAGGACUGUUUCCUGGGGACCUCAUGCUGUAAUUGAGUGUAGCUCUGCUCGUUGCCCCUGCAGUUCCCUCAUAAUCUAUGAGUUGUUUGAAAACUCUCAGGGUGUUUCUAGGUAGGCCAGGCUGGCCUCGAACUCACAGACAUCCACCUAACUCUGCCUCGUGAUGCUGGGAUUAAAGGCAUGCGCCACCACCGCCCGGCUGAUGAUCCCAUUAUUAGCAGCUAGUUUAAGUUUCCCUCUGGUAUAUUGUGAUCCAUUAAUUGUCCCAACUGUUCCCAACAGUGCUGUGAACCCACAAGGCUCUAGCUGAGCAGUGCAGGGAUCAAGGGAGGAGACGCAUGAGGAGAGAGACAGCCUCCUCCCACAGCAGCUAACCAGAGCUGUGUCAGGAUGUGGCCAGUGGCCCAGUGAGUGGAGAGUGCCCAUGAGUGAGUUAUAAAGACAGUGGGAAGCAGAGAGCUCAGAGGAGCAGCUUCAGAAGAAACAGGAUCUGAGCUUUGCCUUCCCCCUGCAGGAGGCAGCUGAGGGGGAAGUGGGAGACCACACAAUGGAAGGAGACAGGGUGCAUUUUCUGAGUGAGGCAGGUCUCAUCUUGAUAUGGCUUCAGAAAUCAUCUAUGCAGAAGUGAAUUUCAAGAAUGAAUCCAACUCCCCAAGCAUCUACUCAGAUUGUGCUACAGCUCCCAAAGAGAAGCCCACCUCUUCUCUAAGUAAGCCUGGCCACCCCUCGCUGCUCUUCACAUCACUGAUGGCACUUUUCCUGCUGUUGGCCAUCACAUUCUUGGCUGCUUUUAUCUUUUAUUUUCAAAAAUACUCUCAACUUCUUGAAGAAAAAAAAGCUAUAAGUUUAACUCACAAAGUUAUAACUCACAAAGAAUUGAACUGCAAAAAAGACGAUCCACCCACAUCUGACAAAGUCUGGAGCUGUUGCCCAAAGGACUGGAAGCCAUUUAGUUCCCACUGCUACUUCACUGCGACUGACUCAGCAUCUUGGGAAGAGAGUGAGGAGAAGUGCUUCAGCAUGGGUGCUCAUCUGAUGGUGAUCCACAGCCAGGAAGAGCAGGAUUUUAUCACCAAAAUCCUGAAUCCUGAAGCUGCUUAUUAUAUUGGGCUUUCAGAUUCAGGUCACCGACAGUGGCGAUGGGUUGAUCAGACACCAUACAAUGAAAGUGCCACGUUCUGGCGCUCAGGUGAACCCAGCAGUAACAACGAACAAUGUGUUAUAAUAAAUCAUCCACAUUCUAGUUGGGGCUGGAAUGACGUCCCUUGCAGUGGUAAACAGAAGUCAGUUUGUCAGAUGAAGAAAAUUUACUUAUGAAUCAAUCAUUCUCCAUGGACAUGGAUUGUCUAUUUAUCCACCAUUAUAUGGACACUUGUAAAGACCUUCUUUUGGAAGAGAUGUCCAUAGAAAUUUACGUAGGCAGCCAAAAGUUUUACAUAUUAUAUUACUGGUCCCCAUAUAUACUUAUUUAUUCAUCCAUUACUUUUAUAUAAUGAGAAUUUCCCAUAUACCAGAGACUCUACAGGAUCCCUUUGUGCAUAUGUGGAAGCACUCCAGGUUCUCUGUCCUUUCUUAGAUUCCUAAAGUCUUAUUUGAUGACCGAAUUGA